AUGGUGUUCAACACGCGGGACCGCAUGGAGCGCCCCAAUCAAGGUCAAAAGCGUCGCCGCGAGGAUGAGCAGGACUAUAGACAUGACGAUUACCACACCAGCUAUGCCGGAACCAUGCCGAAGAAGCUUUGCUCAGAAACGCGGACUGGCAUCCGACCGCCUCGAUCUGAUGGCAGAUCUAUGCUGCCACCUCCAUCCAGAGCUCCUCGGUCUCUUGACACUCAAGGCAGCAAGCAGCCACUUCCAGCGCGCCGAUUCCCCGAUACCCUUCUCAUUCCGCCGACAAACAACCAAAACGACCCAUCUGUUGCGCCGGCCAAGCCACCCACAGGAGCCAUGCUGCCACAGAAACCACUUCUGCCCAUGAGUCGCUGCUAUACCGGUCUGCAGCCCAACGGCGUGAGAAGAUUCAACCGCGACGAUGCCUAUCCUGGCCUCAUUGUGACAGUGCCAUGGCACGUCACCGCCCUCGAUCCCAACGCGGAUCCGUCGAAAGACGCCAACUUCGUGCAGGCCAGACCGGCCAAAAUCAGCUCGAAGCGUCGGAUGUGCGUCGUCAUCCGGGCGGGACGCAAGUCUUUCUUCGCGUUGCCUGUCACUAGUCAUGGAGAUCGUGGUAUGGGACACCUUUCAGCUGCAGCUCGCGCCGAGCAAAUCCCGCUUCGCGAAUCCGGCGACCAACUGGAGUGCCAUGAUUCGAAUCAGGACUUUAUCGAGGUGACUACAAACGGAAAGGGUGGUGUCGGAAGGAACAGUAGUGUCGAUCUGGAUGGCGGCGCUCAUGUUCUAUACGAGAGCCACAUUCGCUCGGUGGGAGAUGUCACUCGCAGGGGAACUGCUUACCUCAUGAAGAAGUAUGACAAGCUCAUAGAGCAGGACAACAUUGAAACGCUGAAGCGGGAUCCAGUAUUGGCAGAAUACCUGGAGGUGAAAAAUCCGGGUGAUGCGGAGCGACGUUGA
This is a messenger RNA of Zymoseptoria tritici IPO323, 960 nucleotides long. RefSeq lists its product as uncharacterized. The transcript has a single exon. Lineage: Eukaryota; Fungi; Ascomycota; Dothideomycetes; Mycosphaerellales; Mycosphaerellaceae. The record is from RefSeq and is a predicted model, not a curated record. The coding region runs from base 1 to 960 and encodes 319 amino acids.